AUGCUGUGGAGAACCAAAAGCUACAUCAUCGGCGCCGACAGGAACCUCUCUUUCUUUGAUCGGGCAAAGGGAGAAAAACAAUCCAAACAAAAAGAAUAUGAUGCGGAGCAUGUUGAGGGCAUCGAGGCUCAGGAGUUACCGCCCCUUGGACGGGUAAAAUCAGCUCGGGCAAAGUUCCAGAAGCAUUGGAGGAGAUUCUGGUGCUGCUAUCUCUUGGGGGCCAUCAUAUUCCUUGCAAUCUUCCUUCCAGUGUUUUUCCUCGUCAUCAUACCCGCGAUUGCCCAGAAACUCGUGAACGACAUGAGUCUCCCCGUUCACUCAGCCGAGAUUCUAAAUCCCAGGCCAGACCAAGUCGACUUCGUCCUCCAUACCUCCUUGAAUGUCCCACUGGCCAUCCGUAUCCGAACCGAGCCAUUGAGCCUGAAUCUGUUCAACCGCGACACCAAGCCAAGGAAGACCUACCUGCGCGUUGACCUGCCUGCCUACAGCCUCAAAGGGAACACGAAGCUAGACGUGACCAAGAAUGACACUAAGAUUUUCGAUGUCGACGAAUUCAUGAAGACUUUGGAGAAUGCUGUCUACAACGAGCGGUUCAUCAUGUCUGCAAAGGGCUCGACUAUUGGUCAUCUUGGCGCCCUGAAGACCCCCCUGACCCUGGAUAAGGACAUUGAGCUUAAUGGCCUCGACAAACUCCGUGGCUUCUCCAUCGAAUCGGCACGACUACUCCUCCCCAAAGAAGCAGACGGGACAAACUUGCGAGGCAAGGCAGUCGUGCCCAACCAUUCUGUAUUUACUUUUGCGUUGGGCAACGUGACACUCAACCUGAAAAGUCAGGAGAUAGUACUUGGCCAAGCCUCGAUCGAUAACGUGGUUCUGAAGCCAGGAAACAAUACCGUAGAUCUCCACGGCAAGCUGGACUUCGACUUCUUGAUUGAUAAUCUGGGGACGAUUCUCGCUACUCAGAAAUCCGCUCUACGAGACGGUCAGAUUGAGCUUUCCGCUUCUGGAAACUCUACCGUCUACAACGGGGAACACAUUAGAUACUUCGAGGAAAUUCUGAACGGUUUGACAAUUACUACACGAGUGCCGAUUGUCAUGUUGCUUGCAAAUACUCUGGGUGGCCUAAUGGAUACGAAAGAAGGAGGGAAGGGACUUGAUAUUGCGGGCAUUCUAGGUGACUUGACCGAUAACAACAAAACGGAGCUUGCGGUGAGAUCGCUAAGGGAUCGUAUCAAUGGAUGA
Molecule: messenger RNA, 1242 nt
Organism: Penicillium bovifimosum
Lineage: Eukaryota; Fungi; Ascomycota; Eurotiomycetes; Eurotiales; Aspergillaceae
Product: DUF3712 domain-containing protein
Exons: 4
Coding region: 1-1242 (413 amino acids)
Cellular component (GO): fungal-type vacuole membrane
Source: RefSeq, a predicted model, not a curated record